Penicillium crustosum is the source of this 969-nucleotide messenger RNA. RefSeq lists its product as uncharacterized. Bases 1 to 969 code for a protein of 322 amino acids. NCBI's taxonomy places the organism in Eukaryota, Fungi, Ascomycota, Eurotiomycetes, Eurotiales, Aspergillaceae. The record is from RefSeq and is a predicted model, not a curated record. The transcript has a single exon.
AUGAAUCCAGAUCAGCCAUCAAUUGGCGAACGCCGAGGUCGUCGACUUGCGCCUCUACAAACCAAUUUCAGUCGACCAGCAGCUCAAAAACGGGUACAACGCCCUCGACCAACCGAGUAUCCCAGUACCGAUGGAUCAGAAGGUCCCAUUCCGCUCCAGGCCCCGGUUAAAAGGCAAUCCUCCAAAACGAGUCUGCGCAAUCUCUUUGGCCAUAAAUCUUCGCGCGCAGACCCCAAAUUGGAGGAGAUCAUAGAGGCACAGUCAGAACCUCAAACUGCCAUUCUGUCGGAAACAGCCCUGUCGCCCUCGAUCAUGAGCCCCCAAACUAUAGACACCAAUCCCACCAUUACCUCCCCGACAAUUACCACCCCGACAGAGCGAUCACGCACAACAUUGAAGCCCUCCCGUUCGAAACACGACCCCACACAUGCGAACCAGGAACAGUAUGGCUGGAAGCCUCCCCCAUUGUUCCAGGCCUAUCCCCAAUCUACCAAGCAUGCCUGUCUCCCGGCGCCUGCUCUCUCUGCGGAUUCCAUCUUGCGCCUGCACGCGACCACCGCAAGGAGCUCUACCGACGAUAACCCUGUCAAUCCUUUAGAACGGGAUGAGGCCGCUGAUGCAGCGCGUAAAAAGCGGGAACAAAAGCAAAAGAAACAUCUCCGGACACUAUCCGGUACCAUCAACAAGGUGGAUUGGACUGAGAAAAUAUAUGUCCUAGCAACCACUGGUUACAUCCUCCAAUAUGCAGGCGACGGGAAGCACGACCGUCUUCCAGAAAGGAUGCUACUGCUAGGGCCCAACUCUGUUGCAUUUGCUAGUGAUGCUAUCCCCGGGAAACAUUGGGUAGUCCAGGUCUCUCACAAUCCGACAGAUGAUGAUUCCGCCGUGCCGGAGCCCCCAAACCUCGAUUUUCGCGCUUUGGUUUCCACAAACCGAAUACCCGGCGAUUUUCGCGCAAUUUUCUUCUAG